This is a messenger RNA of Lepisosteus oculatus (spotted gar), 1602 nucleotides long. The record is from RefSeq and is a predicted model, not a curated record. NCBI's taxonomy places the organism in Eukaryota, Metazoa, Chordata, Actinopteri, Semionotiformes, Lepisosteidae.
GCCUGGUCUCUGUGACCUUUAUUAUCACAGAGGGAGAGAGAGGAGCACACUGGCGAUGUGGCACUGAGAGAGCGUCUGGAAACAGAGGGAGGAAUCGCUGAAGGAGUCAGACAGAGACCCGGAGGCUGAGGUUUCUUGCUUUCAGAGUAGCCUGCACUAUUCACAGUGGGUUUUAAUUAGUCAGUUAAUGAAUUGCGAUUUGAAAAUGGACUCACCAGGUGUGGACAGAGACACAAGGGAGCCUACAGCACCUGCUCAGGAGGAUUCAGAGAGCUUGGAACUGACCAACCAAUCUGAAGAGAACCGGGACAAGGAGGAAAGUGGAGCUGGAGAAGGAGGUGUGUCCACAAAGCUGGAAGAUGGGGAUGUGGUCGUGAGAGGAGCUUCUUCUGAAGACAAAGAGGAGGUUGAGGAGUCCCCAGAAGAAACGGUGUCCCUAGGAGGAGAAGGUGAGGCUGUGAAUAGCCAAGACUCCGAAGAACACGUAGAUGAAAAAGAGGAAAGGAUCUGCACACCGGAGCGUGAGUCUAGUGUCCAUCAAGAUCUGCCUUCCUCACAAGAGCACAGUGCCGGCGAGGGCAAGGUGACGCCCACAGCAGACACAGCCAUGAGCGCAGCCAGCGGAGGGAGUGAGACUCCAGAAGAAGGGGAGGUGCCUUCGGAGCACAUGGCCACGCCCACUUCAGACUCAGCAGUGGCUUCGUUCAGUGGAAGGGGCGUGGCUCAAGGCGAAGAGGAGGUAGCCUGUGAGCUCAAGGCCACACCUACAUCAGACACAGAUGGGGUCUCAGUCAGUGGAGGGGGCGUGGCUCAGGGGGAAGAGGAGGUACCCUGUGAGCUCAAGGCCACACCUACAUCAGACACAGAUGGGGUCUCAGUCAGUGGAGGGGGCGUGGCUCAGAGGGAAGGGGAAGUACCCCCGGAGGAGAUGGCAACGCCUACAACAGAGAUGGCUGUGGCUUUGGUCCGUGGAAAGGGCGGAGCUACGGAUGAAGGGGAGGUACCCUCGGAGCACAUGGCCACUCCUACAACAGACACAGCUGUGGCUUCGGUCAGUGGAAAGGGCGGGGCUCCGGAGAAAGGCGACACUGCAGGACAGCAGGGGGCCAGACGUGUCGCUGAAGAAGAGAAGCAUGCUGGGAAGAGGGGGGAGGGGCCAAGGAAGAAGAAGAGUGCGCCCAUCACCCCAAAGUCUUCCAGCUCCCCAAGCUCUGUCUCACUCCCUCGUUCCAGAACAGCCCCUCGAUCCUCUGCGGGAGGGACGAAGAAGGACAUCCUGGCCAAGUUCCAGCAGAGCUGCCCCGAGGGGCCUGUUAUCCCCAACUUCAAAGUUCAGAGGUCGCGCAGGGCAGGUGUGUCUGACGGGUCAUCUGUGAAGCAGCGUCUCCUGCAGUGGUGCCGCAAGAGGACCGCGGGAUACCCGGGAGUGUCCAUAGAGAACUACUCCUCCUCCUGGUCGGAUGGGCUGGCGUUCUGUGCUCUUGUCCACCACUUCUUCCCUCACGCCUUCGACUUCUCUUCUCUGAGGGCUGAGGACAGAGAGAGAAACUUCAGCCUGGCCUUUACCACUGCAGAGUGAGUCUGCCUUCAGGCUCUCUGUGU